Neurospora tetrasperma FGSC 2508 is the source of this 1644-nucleotide messenger RNA. RefSeq lists its product as uncharacterized. The record is from RefSeq and is a predicted model, not a curated record. The transcript has a single exon. Bases 1 to 1644 code for a protein of 547 amino acids. Gene Ontology annotation, molecular function: hydrolase activity, acting on ester bonds. Gene Ontology annotation, cellular component: cytoplasm. Lineage: Eukaryota; Fungi; Ascomycota; Sordariomycetes; Sordariales; Sordariaceae.
AUGGCAUUUCACCCCAAAGAUCGCAAAGACCUUCAUCACAUUCCGACCGAGCUACCUCGUCACACCAACCACCACUCCGCCAUCAAGAGGAACCGCCGCCAUUCCCCCUUCUGGCAAAAGUUAUUCGCCGGAUCAUCCUCUGUUGCCGCUGUAACCCUUCUCCUCCUCCUCCUCCUAUUACUACCCGACCAAACCCACGGCCGCCAAACCCCCACCCACUCCUCCCUCUCUGAACCACCCCCCCUCACCUUCUCCCCCAGGGGCUUGACCAACACCUUCCAAAUCUCCAUCUUCGAAGACCUCCACUUCGGCGAGAACGCCUGGGAAAAAUGGGGUCCCCUGCAAGACGCUUCCUCCAUCCGAGUGAUGAACAGCGUACUUGACUCUGAACCGUCAACAAACCUCGUUGUAUUGAACGGGGACUUGAUCACGGGCGAGAAUACCUUCAAGGAAAACAGCACAGCGUAUAUCGACCAAAUCGUGGAGCCGAUGGUGCGAAGAGGGUUGACGUGGGCGAGUACGUACGGAAAUCACGAUAGUGCUUUUAAUCUUUCGAGGGAGGCGUUGUUUGAAGAAGAAAAGAAGUGGCUGAGUUCGAGGACGGCGAGGAUGGUUACUACUGAUGAAGAGGCGGGGGUUACUAACUAUUAUCUCCCGGUCUACCCAGCACAUUGCGAGAACAACAACCCGAAAGUAGUACAGCGGAGGGCGCGGCAGCCAUGGUAUCGAUGGGCGUUGAACCUUGUCAACAUCAACAACUUCUACCCGAACCAAAACCAAAACCAAAACCAGCAGACAGCCAGCGGCGGCUGCGACACCCCAGCCCUAAUACUCUGGUUCUUCGACAGCAGAGGCGGAAACAAAUACCAACAACGGCAUCCCAAGACGGGUCAACUCCUCAGCGAGCCGAACUGGGUCCAUCAAUCAGUGGUAGACUGGUUCAAAUCCACCAGUGCUUCCAUCGCAGCCAAAGCCGGAGGAGGCGGAGCUGACGGAAAAGGAAGAAUAAUCCCGUCGAUAGGAUUCGUCCACAUCCCGACCAACGCUUCCUUGGCUCUCCAACAAGGCCAGCAAGGACAGCAGCAGGGAGGUGUAGAUGCACACCGUCAACCGGGAAUCAACGACGAUCAGCCUCUUUCGCAGCAAGGACAAGGGUGGUGUGCAAAUGGGGAGAGUGGCGAGGGCUGUGAUUAUGGUGAGCAAGACGUCCCCUUUAUGGAAGCUAUCGCUUCGAUUCCCGGCAUGAUGGCACUCUUUUCUGGGCACGAUCAUGGGAAUACGUGGUGUUAUAAGUGGGAUGGAAAAGUCCCUGGUGUUCAGCAGAAGGCUAUUGUCGCUGGGGAGGACGACGAAGGAGAAGGGGAAGGAAACGGACAUGGAUAUGGACGUGGACGUGGAAUAGACCUCUGCUUUGGCCAGCACACUGGCUAUGGAGGCUAUGGUAGCUGGAUUCGGGGUUCUCGUCAGAUCGUCGUCGAUCAGGAAGGUCUCAAGGAGUUUGCUAUCAGGACUCAUAUUCGGCUGGAAAAUGGUGAGAUUGUGGGGGCUGUCACGCUGAAUGCGACAUAUGGACAGGAUAGAUAUCCUGCUACGCCUAACGAUAAGACGCAUUUGGCGGAUCCGGCGUUGCAGCAAUUCCGAUGA